GGCCAUAUUCGUUAUUCAGAUCCCAGCAUACAACGCGUCUUGGUUUACGCGGUGUCAACGUAUCGGCCGAAUUUGUUUAAAACUGAAGCUUACGUUUAAAAAAGUGACGGGCAAUCUCAAAGACUCGCAAAAAUGUCGUACAAAGGACCGCCAAAAGUGCAGAAGGUUAUGGUGCAGCCGAUAAACCUGAUAUUUCGAUAUCUGCAGAAUCGCUCCCGAGUACAAGUCUGGCUCUUUGAAAACAUCAACCUGAGGAUCGAGGGUCACAUUGUCGGCUUUGACGAGUACAUGAAUCUCGUCCUUGACGAUGCCGAGGAGUAUCACGUCAAAACGAAGAACAGAAAACAGCUGGGUAGGAUAAUGCUGAAGGGGGACAACAUCACCCUUAUACAGAAUACGAACCCCGGUGCGAACUAGAACGGGAAGAGAGAGCGGCAACAUAACCUAUCCUAACCUAAAAAAUUAGAAACCGGCGCGCGCGGCGCGCAUCGUUGGAAGUUCGGAGACAAGAACGACGGGAAAGAAGAGCGGCGAAGAGCGAAAUUUACUCAGGGUCGAAACCGUCGACGAAGAAAGAACGCGACCACUUGUAAUUUAAAUAGUUUUAAAGCUUAGGAUUAGGGCACAGUGUUUAAUUGAAUUUGUAUUAUUUCAUUCCGAUUCAGAACGAGUCGACUCAUCUAGCAUAUUAACUUACUAUGUACUCAUCGAAAUAAUCAAAUUGUAAUAUGCAUAUUUGCAAAAGUUUCAAAUCAACUAUAUGAUAUCUCUCUCUCGCUGUGAUCAAAUUCUCAUCGCCUCGACUCGUUGUGUUCAAUAAAAACAGUACAAAUUUCA
This is a messenger RNA of Neodiprion fabricii, 837 nucleotides long. RefSeq names its product probable small nuclear ribonucleoprotein E (gene SmE). The transcript has a single exon. Gene Ontology annotation, cellular component: U1 snRNP; U2 snRNP; U4/U6 x U5 tri-snRNP complex. Gene Ontology annotation, biological process: spliceosomal snRNP assembly; mRNA splicing, via spliceosome. NCBI's taxonomy places the organism in Eukaryota, Metazoa, Arthropoda, Insecta, Hymenoptera, Diprionidae. The record is from RefSeq and is a predicted model, not a curated record. Gene Ontology annotation, molecular function: RNA binding. Bases 133 to 417 code for a protein of 94 amino acids.